Sipha flava (yellow sugarcane aphid) is the source of this 995-nucleotide messenger RNA. Its product is annotated as ectonucleotide pyrophosphatase/phosphodiesterase family member 5-like. NCBI's taxonomy places the organism in Eukaryota, Metazoa, Arthropoda, Insecta, Hemiptera, Aphididae. The record is from RefSeq and is a predicted model, not a curated record.
UACAAUGCCGUGGACUUCUCGUAUAGACAAAACAAUAUUAUGGAUCAAGGACAAAAAAAACCCAGCAAAUCUCGUUUUUUUGCACUUCAAUGAACCAGAUCAUACAGCCCAUUUUUACGGAAUUGGAUCUAAGGAAACCAAUGAAACACUCGCUAAAGUAGACAAAACAAUCAAGUACUUACUUGACCAAAUAAAAAAAGAAAAUUUAGACACUAAAAUGAAUCUAAUCAUACUCAGUGAUCAUGGAAUGGAUACAGUUACAUACGACAGAAUUAUUUAUUUAGAUAAAUAUAUUUCUAAUACAACGUAUACAAGCAUAUAUUCAGGUUCUAGCGUAUUUGUAAAACCAAACCCAGGUCAAUUUGACGAAGUAUAUAAGAAUCUCAAAAAUACGGCUAUCUCAUUGGGAACAUUUGACGUGUACAAAAAAGAAGAAAUACCAGAUCGUUGGCACAUGAAAAAUACGACCAGGUUAACAGGAAUUAUAUAUUUACUAGCUAAACCAGGUUAUGAGUUUUGGAGUGACUAUAUACAACGAAUUUUGGAUAAAUCAACCAAGGAGAAUUUCAGAAUGGGGAUGCACGGGUACGAUAACGUGGACCCUCAGAUGCACGCUGUCUUCAUGGCUUCGGGGCCGGCGUUCAAAAAAAACUUCACUGCCCGACCGUUCGACAUUAUCGAUGUGCACUCGCUCAUCAGCCACGUAUUGAAUCUAAAAGUGCCUGCGGCCAACCACAAGCAACCCAACAGUAACAUGAUUGAAGUUGAACAACUAUUACUGCUUCCGAAGUCUACACCAUUCGUUUAAAGUAUGGUACAGCUGAUCGUACACACUGGGUGAACGAUACAAAUGGUUUAAGAUCAACCAACAUCGUAAUAUUAUUAUAGAACUGUCAUGCUCCGUUAACGAAAUCAUCGUUCAUAUGUCAACUAUUGCACUAAUUAGUUCCCAGUUUAUUGAACAAUCAUAAAAAUAAAAACUAUUAAGAUUGUAA